Pteropus alecto (black flying fox) is the source of this 624-nucleotide messenger RNA. It is a transcript of the gene RPL32, whose product is annotated as ribosomal protein L32. Bases 163 to 570 code for a protein of 135 amino acids. Gene Ontology annotation, biological process: translation. Gene Ontology annotation, cellular component: cytosolic large ribosomal subunit; ribosome. The record is from RefSeq and is a predicted model, not a curated record. Gene Ontology annotation, molecular function: structural constituent of ribosome. The transcript has 4 exons. Lineage: Eukaryota; Metazoa; Chordata; Mammalia; Chiroptera; Pteropodidae.
UAUUUCUCUGACGUUUAUUUUCUUCGAACAACCAACAGCCGGAAGUUCUCGCCUCUUCCCAGCUAGGACCCAGAGGUUAAGUCCCGUCAGCUCUCGCGCGCCACUUUCCCUUCUCUUCCUCGGCGCUUCUACGGAGGUGGCAGCCAUCUCCUAUUUGGCAUCAUGGCUGCCCUCAGACCCCUCGUGAAGCCCAAGAUUGUCAAAAAGAGGACCAAGAAGUUUAUCCGGCACCAGUCAGACCGAUAUGUCAAAAUUAAGCGUAACUGGCGGAAACCCAGAGGCAUUGACAAUAGAGUGCGCAGAAGAUUCAAGGGCCAGAUCUUGAUGCCCAACAUUGGUUAUGGGAGUAACAAGAAAACAAAGCACAUGCUGCCCAGUGGCUUUCGGAAGUUCCUGGUCCACAAUGUUAAGGAGCUUGAAGUGCUGCUGAUGUGCAACAAAUCUUACUGUGCUGAGAUUGCUCACAACGUCUCCUCAAAGAACCGCAAAGCCAUUGUGGAAAGAGCAGCCCAACUGGCUAUCAGAGUCACCAAUCCAAAUGCCAGGCUGCGCAGCGAAGAAAAUGAAUAGACAGCUUGUGUGCACAUUGUAUUUGUGUUAAUAAAACCAUAAAAUUCUACCAUC